Mus musculus (house mouse) is the source of this 1048-nucleotide messenger RNA. RefSeq names its product methyltransferase like 23 (gene Mettl23). NCBI's taxonomy places the organism in Eukaryota, Metazoa, Chordata, Mammalia, Rodentia, Muridae. Gene Ontology annotation, biological process: positive regulation of transcription by RNA polymerase II; regulation of gene expression; cognition. The coding region runs from base 294 to 866 and encodes 190 amino acids. The transcript has 6 exons. The record is from RefSeq and is a predicted model, not a curated record. Gene Ontology annotation, cellular component: nucleus; cytoplasm; protein-containing complex. Gene Ontology annotation, molecular function: protein methyltransferase activity; DNA-binding transcription factor binding; heat shock protein binding.
GCCUCAUGGCCGGGACCCAGCUCUUUCGGUUCCGGGAGGAGCCAGUUCCCGGAGGCAAUCGGGCGGUGCUGGAGGUCCGCGUCCCGCAGAUUAAUUUUUUGCUGGAAUUGAUGGCCCAUGCCCUUAAUCCCUCCUUUAAUCCCAGCAUUCAAAAGGCAGAGGCAAGAGGAUCACUGGAGUUUGAGGCCAACAUAGUCUGCACAGUCACAACACAGUGACUUCCUCUCGAAAAUGAAGAGUGGGAAGCUUUGAACUGCUGAAUCUUCCAUCUGGUCCUGCAUGUCCAGUAUGGAAUGUAUGUUUGGCCCUGUGCUGUAGUCCUGGCCCAAUACCUGUGGUUUCACAGAAGAUCUCUACCAGGCAAAGCUGUCUUAGAGGUUGGCGCUGGAGUGAGCCUUCCUGGGAUUUUGGCUGCCAAAUGUGGUGCUAAAGUAAUACUAUCUGACAGCUCAGAGUUUCCUCACUGUCUGGAUAUCUGCAGGCAAAGUUGCCAGAUGAAUAACCUGCCACAGGUCGAAGUUGUAGGACUGACAUGGGGCCACAUAUCAAAGGACAUUCUGUCUUUGCCACCACAAGACAUCAUUCUUGGAUCUGAUGUGUUCUUUGAACCAGAAGACUUUGAAAGCAUUUUAGCCACAGUAUACUUCCUGAUGCAGAAGAAUCCAAAAGUUCAAUUUUGGUCUACAUACCAGGUCCGAAGUGCUGACUGGUCACUUGAAGGCUUGCUCUACAAGUGGGAUAUGAAAUGUGUGCAUAUUCCUCUGGAGUCUUUUGAUGCCGACAAGGAAGACAUAGCAGAGUCUACCCUUCCAGGAAGACAUACUGUUGAAAUGCUGAUCAUCUCCUUUGCAAAGGACAGUUUCUGAAUGAAUUGUACCUCAAUAUGUUCUGGGACAGUGUCAAAAUGGAAUAACCUGGCAUAAAGCUGAAUUAUCUGAGGAAACUCAAUGGGUAUGAAGAUGAUCAAUUCUGUAAGCCUUGUGGCUGUGCUGUCAUGCCUAGGAUAGCAUUCAACAUAACUUUAACAAAAUUAAACAUUCAAAAAGGC